GUCAAAACCUCCCAGAAGCAGCAGCAGCAGAAGAUCAGAUGAGAUCAGACGAAGAUCACAGAAACAUUCUGAUGGACAAACAUUUCACUUCUCAAGAUUCAGUUCAGUGUAAAAACCAAAGGGAUGCAGUUCGACCCAUGUGUUCUGUACAACCACAUCAACAGCUGAAUGACUCGCACUUACUACGGGAAUAUGAUGAAAACGAGGAAGAAGAGGAAGGUAACAGUAUGACGAGGCCGGACGCUUUCAUUUCACUGGACGCUGAGACCGACAGCUCUGUCAGGAGAAGAAAAAGCCUCGUCAGAUCAAAGACUUUAGAUCCAUUAUUACUUCUGCAAGUCCAGAGUGACUCUGAAUUAAAGUGUGAACGCAGAAAACCGCAGUCAUAUCAGUUUCUACGAACAAAUUCCCAAUACCACAAAGUUUUCAAAGACAUAAGAGAAGACGAAGAGCUGCUGCAGAGUUACACUUGUGCGUUACAGAAAGAUAUUCUCUAUCAGGGGAGACUUUUUGUGUCUGAUAACUGGAUUUGUUUUUAUUCCAAAGUUUUUGGGAGAGACACUAAGAUUGUGAUUCCUGUAACAUCUGUGACGGUCAUUAAGAAAACUAAAACAGCCAUCUUGGUGCCAAAUGCGCUUGUGAUAUCUACAGCACAUGAAAGAUAUGCGUUUGUGUCGUUUCUUUCUCGAGACACAACUUUCAAGGUUUUGAUGUCAGUUUGUCCUCAUCUGGUUGAGAACAGUCAGACUCCAUUACAGAGUCUGAGGACUCAUCCCAUCUCUCUGCCAACGGAUUUCUCAGCGGAUCUGUCGGAUCUGGACGCUCCGGUCAGGCAGACACAUCGACACGUGGACGACAGCAGCAGUUCAGACUCACCAGAAUCUCCAGAGUUUGACAAAAGUCCACAUUUCCCAAAACGCUCUAAAGGUUUUAUUGAAGCAUCUAAACGGGACGGUGAAGCUGAUUCUCACGUGCAACAAAGCGACACUAACGCAAAUCUAGCAUGCAAAGAUGAUGAGGUCAUGAGCACACAGAGACCGGGUUCACUCUCAUUUAACACACUUGUGUUAGUGUAUCUGUCUCUGGUUUGUGUCCUGCUUUUGUCUUCAUGUUUUAUGGCGUUUAAGAUUGUGUCUCUGGAGGAACGUCUGACCUUGCUGGUCUCAAUGGAGUUUCCUCAUAAAGGAGAUGAAUAUCAAAGCCUGUUUGCAGGAGAUACAAAAGAAAUUUACUCUGUGAUUUCUGCAAGUCUACUGAAGCUGGAAAAGAUUCAUAGAAAUCUGCAGAAUCUGCUGGAGACUCUGUCUCAUGUGUGAUGAAUCAUCUUCAGUAAUGGACUCACAGAAGUUCAGGUGUUUCAGAAUGAGAUCUACAGUAUGGAGGUCCAGUGAUGGUCUAGCUUGAUGUGAAGAACAUUGUUUAAAUGCUUUUACAUCCUCAUCCAGGUAGACACACAAGCUGUUCUCACAACCUUACUUAUAACUUGUUUAGAUCUCAGUAAUGAAAUGAAUUUGAUUACUAGAUACUGAUAUUAAUGUGCUGUAGGGUCAUUUGAAGUGAAUAAACGUGUGUGUGUUUAGAUGUUUCCAGGUUGUACGCUGAAGUGUGAUGUGUGUUUACCUGUUUAUGACUGUUUGUCAAUAAUGGACUGAGGGGAUGAUGUAUUCUGAUUCCUGUGAGAAAUCAUUUAAACAAUAUUUAAUCCCUCACAAAGCACCAAGAGUGUAAUACAGUAUGUGUGAGACAGAAAAACUUCUGUUAUGGACAGAUGGCACUUAUAUAUAAUUGUCAUGUAUAAAAAAAUAAAGGAAACAUUUUCUUAAUCGUC
Messenger RNA from Misgurnus anguillicaudatus (oriental weatherfish), 1828 nucleotides. It is a transcript of the gene gramd2b, whose product is annotated as GRAM domain-containing protein 2B. Lineage: Eukaryota; Metazoa; Chordata; Actinopteri; Cypriniformes; Cobitidae. The record is from RefSeq and is a predicted model, not a curated record. Gene Ontology annotation, cellular component: cytoplasmic microtubule.